AGAUGUCAUGUAAUUUGUCUCACGCUCUUUAAUGCUAUUAUACAGAUGAUUAUAUGCUCAUUGAUAUUGAUAUGGUGUUUAUGAGGUUAUAUACCUCUUGGUUGGGGAAAAAAAAUUGUUGGUUAUGUUUAAUGGUUUCAUACGAUUUGCUUUUUAAGAGGAAGAUAUUGUACUUUAAAUGAGGUUCUUUUGAUUUUCAAGCAACGUGAUGUAAUGUGAUUCAAGCAUUAUAUCUCUUAGGAAAACGUGAAUUAUAACAUGAUAAUUACUUACCAUUCAUCAUUCUGACCAUUUGACAAACAAUUUAUAGUAAAUCCUCGAUUAACGGAUACUUGUGUAACAGUUUUGUUGCCUUUAAUUUGGUGAAUGGAUGCCAAACUCAACUUAUAAACAGAUCAUUUUUGUGUGUGUUAUGAAAGAGCACACAUGAAACCAUUUUCUCUCCAUCAGGAAUACCCGAGUGCCUGAAUUCUGUAGCAGAUGGUUUUAAUGAACUACCAUCGGCAUUAACCAGUUUUCAACAGAACCAUGAUUCUCAAGCGGAAUAUGGUGACAGUCAUUCUCAUUUUUCUGGUGUUCUGUUUCGGGAUAUUCAUCCUUUAUGGUCAGCUUGGGGACGACAAAGAGAAGAUGGUACUGGUGCAACCCUCCAAGGACUUUGGCAGUGAAAAACCAAGUGUGAUGAACCAUACUGAAGAUAAAGAAGAAGUAAAUGGGCCUGAUGUCAGACAAGAUGAUCCAAGAUUAGUUGCACGACUGUUGAAACAUUUCAUUAUAAAGCCACCACCACAGGAAGUUCCUUACUUCUUGAAUGAUGCUGACUUGGAUGAUACUUCAAUGGGUCAGUCAAAGAAAAUUCUAAAUCUAGUCAACUAUAAGAAAAAUGGUUUCUUCGUGGAGUGUGGGGCCCUAGAUGGUGAAACGCGGUCAAACACACUUGUGUUUGAACGCACAUAUGGUUGGAGUGGUUUGUUGAUUGAAGCGGAUCCCUCCAACUUCGCUGAGAUGGUGAAGAAGAAUAGGAAAGCUUUCCUUUCUCCCACUUGCCUAAGCAUCAAACCACAUCCCAUGAAGGUGUCGUUCAAGCAAGCUGUGAACAUUGGGAAGAUAUCGGACUACCCGGCAGGCUACAGAGCGGAUGGCUAUGUGGACGUGCAGUGUUUCCCGCUGUACACGUACUUGCUAGCGUUGAACCGCACCACCGUGGAUUACUUCAGCCUGGAUGUGGAGGGCAACGAGCUGGAUGUGCUCAAGACUAUACCGUUUGAUAAAGUGGACAUUCGGACCUUGUCUGUGGAAUUCUUUCAUGUGAAAGUUGGAGAAGACGAUGGGAAAAGCUAUCUGAGAGAGUUCAUGGAAUCUAAGGGUUAUGACGUGGACAGUGAAGUUACCCAUGAAAAUAACUUGGCUAAUGACUUCAUUUUUUAUAAGCGAAAAACGAAGAAUCUUUAGCACAACUGAUGUGAAAGAAAGAUGAUGUACUUGUGCUUGUAUUACCCGUAAAACUUUCAAACAAGCAGCAUGGUUUGGAAGGUGAACUUUUUUCAGACUAUUUCUUAUGAAUGUUAUUUUGAAACACCUUAAUGUUCAACAACAUGUAGCAUAUUAGUGGUUUUCAUGUGAAAACAGGAAGUAAAUUGUUGAUAAGUGCCAUUUGGUUGAAUAUUAUAUAACAUACUCAUCAUACUGUAUGUGAUGUCGUAUUGUUUUGGUAUUGAUAAAUAUCAUAUCUUCCAUUGUUUAAAGUUGUAAAGUUCUGUACAAAGUGAAGGUCACAUACUCCAUAAAUAUUAAACUUGUUAAUUUAUA
Bacillus rossius redtenbacheri is the source of this 1809-nucleotide messenger RNA. RefSeq lists its product as uncharacterized. The transcript has 7 exons. NCBI's taxonomy places the organism in Eukaryota, Metazoa, Arthropoda, Insecta, Phasmatodea, Bacillidae. Bases 529 to 1452 code for a protein of 307 amino acids. The record is from RefSeq and is a predicted model, not a curated record.